Messenger RNA from Striga hermonthica, 531 nucleotides. The record is from the annotation of a GenBank genome assembly. Lineage: Eukaryota; Viridiplantae; Streptophyta; Magnoliopsida; Lamiales; Orobanchaceae.
AUGUCACCUGUAAAUGAUGCAUACAAGAAAAAGGGUCUCAUACAGGCUGAACAUCGUGUCGCAAUGUGUAGUCUUGCUUGUAAAAGUUCCGAUUUUGUGAUGGUGGAUCCAUGGGAGGCAAGUCAAAGCUCUUACCAACGCACGUUAACGGUUUUGUCUAGAGUUAGGGAAUCGUUACUCCAAAGUAAAAUCGUAACCAGUGAGUCGCUUAAAGUCUUGCUCAUCUGUGGUUCUGAUCUGUUAGAAUCUUUCAGUAUUCCCGGAUUUUGGAUCCGUGACCAGGUUAGGACCAUUUGUCGAGACUUUGGUUUGGUUUGCAUACGGAGAGGUGGCCAAGAUGUUGAGGAUAUCAUAUCUAAGGAUGAUAUUUUGAUCGAGUACAUGGAUAAUAUCAUAAUCGUCGAUGAAGUGGUACCAAACGAGAUCAGUUCGACCGGGCUAAGAGACUGCAUUUCAAGACGAUUGUCGGUGAAGUAUUUGACAGCCGAUGAAGUGAUUGAUUAUAUUACACAAAAUGGGUUAUAUACUUAA